CCAUUUCCCCUCCCCGCCUCCAGCCAUCCUCGAUCCGGCGGGUGGCGUGGUGGUUUCGGCAAUGCGUGUGGUCAAUGUGAUAUGCGAUUGGCAUUCCAAUGGUCAAAAUAAGAGUACAGAUACCGGUAACUUUGAUGAUCGAUCCUGCUACGGUACCGGAAGCACACCAUACCCUACUACUACCUGGCCCCGGUAGUGUAUUACUGAGGUAUAUACCCGAGUCUGCCCUGACCCAGUGGCUUCCAGCCAGGACGCCCCGCGUCCGCCAGUGCCGCCACAAGCCAGUCUGAACCUUGAACCUUGAAGCUGCUGCCCUGGAUCGGUAACGGCCACGAUCAAAGCACCAUCACCUUGGAUUCGCAGUUGCCUCUGCCAUCCG
Canariomyces notabilis is the source of this 379-nucleotide messenger RNA. RefSeq lists its product as uncharacterized. Lineage: Eukaryota; Fungi; Ascomycota; Sordariomycetes; Sordariales; Chaetomiaceae. The transcript has a single exon. The record is from RefSeq and is a predicted model, not a curated record. The coding region runs from base 99 to 290 and encodes 63 amino acids.